This is a messenger RNA of Sclerotinia sclerotiorum 1980 UF-70, 270 nucleotides long. RefSeq lists its product with no specific name. Bases 1 to 270 code for a protein of 89 amino acids. The transcript is spliced from 3 exons. NCBI's taxonomy places the organism in Eukaryota, Fungi, Ascomycota, Leotiomycetes, Helotiales, Sclerotiniaceae. The record is from RefSeq and is a predicted model, not a curated record.
AUGAUUGCGUGGGCUUUUAUAGGUAUUGAUGGUACAUUCGCAACUCUCUAUGUACAGCCCCCAUACCGAGGCCAAGGGCUCGCAAGCUAUAUUGCGCGCUUACUAGUGUAUCGGCUUGGAUGUGGAGAAUUUCGAGAUCUGGGGUUUACUGGGGAGAGUGGGUGGGUGCAUGCGGAUGUUAAGGAGGGGAAUAGUGGGAGUGAGGGGGUUAUGAGAGCACUUGAGGGGAAGAAAGGUUGGAUAGAGGAGAAGAAUGAGAAGAGAUUAUAG